This is a messenger RNA of Lineus longissimus, 8651 nucleotides long. RefSeq lists its product as uncharacterized. The transcript has 14 exons. The record is from RefSeq and is a predicted model, not a curated record. Bases 344 to 8176 code for a protein of 2610 amino acids. Lineage: Eukaryota; Metazoa; Nemertea; Pilidiophora; Heteronemertea; Lineidae.
ACUCACAAGUCGAAGUCCGAUUCCAUCUGUGAAUCCAAGCAUCGGUCUGAAACCUCGGGUUACUAGUAGGCUUUCACCUGCUCAAAAUCCACCAGAAUUUAUUGUCCCAGUAUUUUCAACUCAUUCUGCUACUGCAUCACAACAACAGCCAUUAUCAGCUAACACUAUUACAACAGAGAAAAUUGUUAAUAAUGUUAAAAUUACAUGUAUAGUGAAGUCAGUUACUUCUAAUUUUGAUGCGCACUCUGUCGACUUGAUAAGGAAGAAUCAUGAUUCUGGCACCUUCUGUGAAAAGGGUAGUGCCAGAUUCAAUGUUGAUGUGCCAAAAUGUGCUGAGAGGAGUAUGUUAAGUUCAGGCAACUUCCGUUCUGGUAGCAAUUGUGGUUCGAAUAGACGGAAGGAGUUACCAAUGCAGAUGGACCAAAAGAACAAUUCGAAUACUUCCCACAAAACGGACGAUGAGACUAAUGGUAAUGUAUCUGUUGUCCGUUGGUUGAAUACCACUGUCAAAUCGUCUGAUGUGGAUGCGGCUGAUUCUAGUCAAAUGCAAGACUUCGUGGAAGAAGGUGGCAGUUCUAGACAUGAGGAAACAUUAGUGAAAUUUGUCCAACGGUCAACGGAAAGGCGGCUGUUGGCACAGACUGGUGAUAAGCUUGGAAUGAUGCAGUCACCCAAAAAAGCUGGUUACGUCUCCAGAGAUCAGUUUGAUACUUCGGCUGUAUCUCUAACUCCAGCAGAGUCCUCUGUAGAAGAAAGUCUUGACCUCAGGGCAAGUCGUUCAGCAUCUAACAGUCAACAACCAAUCGAACGACAUCUGAAUUCUCCAUUCUCCACCGUGGGACGAGGAUGGGGACGUGGAAAAUUGAAUCACCAUUGGAGUAUUCGAGGACCUGUUGCUGGGUAUGACAACGACUAUGACUUAGAAGGGUCGGGUGACCAGUCUUGGAAUUUCAACCAGCCUCGUCAAAGACCUCGAAAAAGAACUAUUUUUGACAAUCCACCUCCAAUUCCGCAUUUCCAUGGGAAAAAGCCCACCAAGCCAACAGAUGAAGUCACUCAAGAAGCAAUUUAUAGGAAAGUCGUAUCCUUCAUCCCUGCCGAUGGUGUCAUCUCAGUGCAGAGUCCUGAAAUAAUCGAAAUCUUCAAAAGCCUGACGUCAGUUGAGAGGGAAUACGUCAUGAAACGUGGCACAUUGCACAACUUUCUUAAGGAUUGCCCCUAUCUCGGCUGUUAUGAUUCGAAGUUUUUUGUCCGAAACGAUGGCCAGAAUCCUGUGCGGGUGGAUGAUGAUGAACCUCUAUUAACCGGGUAUGAUCACGCAUUUCCCGGGUACCAAGGUGGCUACGGUGACUGUGGAGAUAUUCAGUUCAGUGAUGAGGAGGUUGACGAAUCACCGACCACCCCAGCCGAUAAAUCAACGUUGUUAUGCCAAGACGCAGAAGUCGCCAACAAGCAAGACGGCGGCACGGAAAACAACUUCUUCUUAAAAUACCCGGAGAAGGACCGAAAAACGCUGCCAAGGAUUACCACCAGUAGCGACAAGUCUUAUGAGCAGUUCAUAAGCCGCCUGGAUGAGAUCGGUAUCAAAGUUGGGGAAGCAGACGCCGAGUUGGGGGCAGGUGACCAGGAAAACAAUCAAGACCUCGUGUUGUCGCCAGAGCAGGGAAUGUUCCAGAAGUUUUUAUCGAAUUUGAAGAAGUCGGGCAUAAAAGUCGAGUUGAAGAAGGAGGCGGAGGCGGAUGCCUGUCCCGCAGCCGAGUGGUCACAUGGUUAUGAUGAGCCUACAACUCAUUUCGACCACUUAGCCGUUGCAGACAAUACGGUUAUUAACGGCGUGGUCAUUCCCGAUGAAGAGGGCUGUGUCCAGGUUGUGGAUUACGCUGAUGCUGAUGAUGAUAUUGACGUAGGUGAUGAUGACAAUGUGGGAGAUUUUGAUGAAAUUUACGUCAGCGAUGAUGAAGAUGGUGCAGUAUUUGCUGAACUUGUUGCAGAUGCUGAAGUUGAUGUCGUGCCUAAUGGUGAGGAAGAGCAGGAUGCUCUUCAUGAUGAAAAUAAUGCUAGCACUGCUACCUUCAAAAGCCAGAGGAUGGCGAUAACGACCGAGCCAGGAGCUGAUGAUAAGGCUGCGACUGAUGGAAAUGUUGACGAUAUUGUUGGAUUUCCAGCUGCCAUGAAAAAAGAAGCUGGGACAGACUUCGCACUCCAAGCUGUAACCAACACUGUUGAUGUUGUUGCUGCUGUUGAACACAAGGGUUUGGCUACAGAGGCGGUCGCAAACAGUUGUGAGUUUAUUGCUGAAAUAGCGGCUCUUCGAGAUGCUAUCCUCGAUGCCAGCGAUCAAUCGAAAGAAAGAAACGUUCCAGGACGAAUAAACAAUAUUCUUGAAAAGAUCGAUGAUCUAAAACAUGCUGCUGAGAAUUGUACCGGUACUCCAGAUAAUAUUUGUGACGUAUUAGAAAAUUUCACGGAUUGCAUCAUUGAGGCGGAAUCUUGUGGCCAGGGCCUCAAUCAGUUGUACGAGUUGGAGCGUUUUUUACUUCUUGAGAAAAUGUUUGUUUCUUACAAUGAUGGUGAUGCUGGAAACAAGGGCAUUAUAUCAGAGGCUGUCAAUGCAGCUAGUGUUGAAAAUGGUUGUGUGUUAUUUGAUGAAAUUGAGGCUAUUAGGGAUGCUAUUCUUGAUGUGGGAGACCAGUCUGAAAACAGUGAUGUUCCUGGACGCGUCAACAAUAUCUUGGCAAGGAUCGAUGAUCUUAAACAUGCUGCUGAAAUUCGUAUUCAUACUCCAAAUCACGUCUUUGAUGCAUUGGAAAAUUUCAAGGAUUUUAUCAUUGAAGCAGAGGCUUGUGGCGACAGGCACAAUUCGUCAUCCGAGUUGGAGCAUUUGUUACGUCUCAAGGAAACUAUUUUUGCAUCUUCCGUUACGCAUAGUUCAGAUGACAAGUCAGUGCCGUCCAACCGUAGAUUGGACAAAGAUAUGCCGGGCUCUGGUCAAAGUGUGAAAAAGACUGCUUUUAAGGUUGGUUGUCCCGUGUUUGUGCCUGGGAAGCCAUCGCCUAAAGAUUUGAAAGUCAAUAUAUCGACCACAACAUCGUUGAAGUUCGAUGCCCCUGCAUUUGUACCUGGACUUCCGAUUACUCCUCCACCAGAUGCCUGCACCAAAUUUGACCUCGCCAGCCCAGAAUUUGUGCCACAGUCUUCCAAACCGCUGUUGGGUUCUUCUCCAUUGACAAAAGAUGCCACUCCGUCCCGAGAAACUCCACAACAUUCCAGCUCGCUUCCGUUUGUGGUUGGAAUGUCUGUGUCCACUCCAGCGGUUAAAUCCGCAUCGGAAUCUACCUUGGCUCAACCUCAGACAUACCCUGCCCCUGUAGUUAUACCACACUCAGCUGUAACAUCACUGCCGUUAGCAGGUUCCAUACAUUCUCAAGUAUUUCUUCCUCCGCCUACAACAAAUAUGAGCCCAGGACCAGUGCCAAAUCAUACCUUCCCGUCGGAACAGCCUGCUCCAGUAGCGGGUCAAGGACAAAUGCCGACUCUUUCUGGUCCUUCAGUUUCUUAUUUCGGACCUAGUGCUGUAUCCUCGCAAGGUUCUACGUAUAUGCCGUCCCAAGUAUUUUCUCCGCCUAUAUCAAAUACAAACGCAGGAGUAGUGCCAAAUCAAGAAUAUGCUUCAUUUCCGCAAUCGGCCCAAGUAGUGGGUCCUCCUGCCUCUUAUUUUGCACCUGGAACUGGACUGUCUCAAGCACCUGUAUUUACCCAAGGGCGUGCACAAGGACCUCGGAUGGGAUCGGGACCACCAUUUCCAGUGCCUGUCUGUGGCCCGCAAAUGGUUCCAGGACCCCAAAUGGUGCCAGGACCACAAAUGGUGCCAGGACCUCAAAUGGUGCCAGGACCUCGAAUGGUGCCAGGACCACAAAUGGUGUCAGGACCUCAAAUGGUAAAAGGACCUCAAAUGGUGUCAGGACCUCAAAUGGUGCCAGGACCUCAAAUGGUACAAGGACCUCAAAUGGUGCCAGGACCACAAAUGGUGUCAGGACCUCAAAUGGUACAAGGACCUCAAAUGGUGUCAGGACCUCAAAUGGUGUCAGGACCUCAAAUGGUACCAGGACCACAAAUGGUACCAGGACAACAAAUGGUACCAGGACCUCAAAUGGGAGCCGGGCCUCCUCCAUGUUCAGUGCCUGGGUGUGUUCCAGUCAGAUGGCCUGGACCUACAAUAUUGUCUCAAGUACCAGGACCUAUGCAGACUCAGUUUGUAGGCCCGGGACCGCCACCAUCUCCGGUUGGUCAGCGUGUGCAAUUCGUACCUUGUUCAGCCCCUCCAGUACUUUCACCAGAAGCUUCUCCUUUACACAUUUCAUCACCUCUACCUCAUCCACAUUCUCCGACAGUUUCAAAUUGCAAUAUAGUUCCAGUUCAAUUAUCACCAGUUCAAGCACAGGAUAAGCCGCAGUUAUCAAGAUUCGGCUGCUCACCGUCCCCAAAGCCCAUUAUUGAAUAUGAAGCGUGUAGCGAAGCUCAAGUUAGAUCUGGCACGGCUGCUACCAAGGCAUUAAGCGACAAGUCUUUGGACCUUCAAAAGGCCACGCCACUGGCCUCGAGACCCAGUAGUGCGUCACCAGCCAAGUCUGUGACAAAAGACCCGGCAACUGCUCCCAUAUAUGCUCGUGCUACGGCUACCACUUCGGUAGGCACAGAGUCAUCUUCAUCCUGUACUCGUAGUGACUCUGAUUUACCUGCUGCUCCUCGUUACUCUCGUAGAGACUCUGUGUGCCAAACUGAUUCCCGGGACACGCAGGAUGCUAGUGUGGCUACACAUCGAAUAAAAAUGACGGAAGUCUCGAGUCAGACUGUUCCGCCGGUCAUGUGCGAUGUCAUGAUCAACACGCUCAACGACACGGAGUUAGACCUCCUGAUGCCUGCAGUGGAGACCGCAGAUGUCGGGACCAACACCAAGGGUCCUAAGAUGAUGGACAAGGCAGUGUUGACACGGAUUAUGGCUGAAAAUCUCACGUCCUCGAAGAGCACACAAACCAAGAUUCAUUUGGUCUCGAGCAGUCUGUACGGGAAGGCGCUCGCCAGGGCAUUAAUGGCUGAGGAAAAAAUCCUUGAGCUGGAGGCAAGCAAAUGCAUUUCCGAUCUAACAAGAUCGAAAUGUGAUGUGAGCAUGAGCUACCAGCAGGAACAGGCUUUGCUCUGCUUGAGCCAAGAAGAGAAAGGUGGCAUGGAUGAAAACCAUCAGAAAGUAUUGGCCAACAUUGAUCAUGAAAUAGUUAGAAUACAGAACCUUCACCUGGAGAAUCUACAACGACUGAGAGAUGGCCAGGCCCUGGCUAAGCUCCCACCCAUUACCGUCACAAUGCAACGUGUUGAAACCAGAAUCAACCAGAAUCUGAUGACCACAGUCAAAAAACAGGAUUCCGCCGACAGAAAACCAAAUAUCCUGAAGGCUACGGAAGUAGAGAGUGAGAAAGACGAUGAACUGGAAAAUUGUCUCCAUGCCAAUUCGUUACAACUGGCGCCCCCUAAUAGUCUGCAAGAACCGAAAGAGCCAACUGAGCGGCUGAUUACCCUGCCAGAAGCUGGCCAGAUAACUCCAUCAGAAGCUGUUCGGAUGGAAAGACCCAAACCAACCCGACCACCUGGUCUGAACACAGUACCUGAGCCUCUUGCUGAGAAUGAAAUGGCAGAGAUGGAGAAGUACGUCACCAACACAAUGCUGUCUGCUCCUGCUGCAACCACUUCUAGCGUUGACCCUGUCGUCCUUCAGCAGUUAGUGGCAAUGCAGAUUCUGCAACAGUAUCCGAUGCUCGGCAAUGAUCCACAGUUGUUGCAGACGUUCGUUUUCCAGCAGAUGAGUGCUAUAAUGCAUAUGCAGCAUAAUCAGCAGAUGCAGGCAUCUGCUCCUGAAACUUAUGGUGCUCAGGCACCUGCUGAGACGUCUGGUGUUCAAGCGUCUGCUGCUGAGAUGUCUGGUGUGCAAACGUCUGCUGCUGAGACAUUUGGUGUUCAAGCGUCUGCUGCUGAGACAUUUGGUGUUCAAGCGUCUGCUGCUGAGACAUUUGGUGUUCAAGCGUCUGCUGCUGAGACGUCUGGUAUUCAAGCGUCUGCUGCUGAGACGUUUGGUGUGCAAGCGUCUGCUUCCGCAACGUUAGGUGUCCCAGCGUGCGCUUCAGAAACAUUGGUUCCACAUGAAGCAGAAGCUCUGUUUACAUCCAGUGGCCCUGAGGAAACUCGAAAGAAAUCUGAUGCAGCUCCGUCCAAGAACAUGAAGAGAACUUGUUCAAACCGUUCACCCAGCAACCUGGAGGAAACGCCAAAAGAAACUGUUCUUUCCAAAUCACGGACUGUGGCGAAUUCUGAUGUACCAGACUCUUGGGAAGAUACUCUUGCCUACCCAGAUUCAAAAACUUCAAGCAGGAAAUCUUCCACUAGUUCUAAAUCAUUAGAGACAGCUACUUGUUGUUCACAAUCAUUGGGUAGAAAAUCUCCCUCCUCGGAAUCAUCCCGUCCAAACUCUGCUCACUCCGCUACGAAAUGUUUUCCUGAGGAGCAAAAAAAACCAGUGAGUUCUCUUCUGAAAGGUGGCAAUUCGUCCUUCAAAAGUGGUUUCUAUAAAGCAAAGGCUGCUCAUUCUCAAACAGCGUCUGAUUCUUAUAACUCCAAACUCUCACAGAAAAGUUCGGCCGAAUUAUCUAGUUCUUUAGCACGUCGAGUCACUGGGGAUGGAAGUGAUCCAAAACCGAAAUAUUCCAAGCAAAAUUUCGUUCCGCCCUCCCAACCUGCUCUGCCUGGUUACGGAUCGGCCCAGGGAUUGUCCAGUUCUCUUCCACAAUCAUCACAGGGCCCUCAAUCCAGCUAUGGAUAUGCGUUCCAGCCGUCGGAAGAUUGGGACGAGGAGUGGGACAGUAGCGUCAGCCACGAUGACAACCCGACUUUUUACAAGGUCAACUGCAGUAGGAGAUUCAAAGCCAAGUCGGUUUCCGAUGCCGUGGACGAGGCCGUCACAGUCGACCUCUCGAAGGUUGAUGCAAAACCCCCGAAAACUCGAGGAAGGCGGGGAAGAAAAGGUGGAUCGACGAGUCGAGAGAAUGUCGUUGCUAGUCAAACGUCAUUGAAUUCCUUCGAUGAAAACAAAACGUCGAGCGAGUCUGCACACGUUGGUUCUGCUAAUCAAACAACUUGGGAUGCAUUCGAUGAUGUUCAGAAAUCGACAAGUGACUCAACCAGUACUUUAACUCCUGCUAGUCAGCCAUCUAGUUGGAAUAACUUUGGUAGUGUCAAGAAAACGUCCACCAAAACACCCAGUGAGUCUAUCGGCAUGAUAAGUUCAAAGUACAAGGCAGGUGCCUUGGACUCCUUCAGUGAGAACCAUGAUCCCUUCCAGCCAAAGUUUAAACCUCCGGAGAGUUUCAUGCCAGCAUCUGAUGUGGAAAGUACGACAUCGGCAGGAAGUGGGUUGAACAUAGAGGUUGUGCCGCCGGAGAAGAAAGCGGCAGAAUGGCAGCAGCUGACCAAGAAAAAGCCUGGCAGUGAAAGCACAAGCAAGGAGAGUAGCACUGCCGGCAAGGCAAAGAAAGAUUCAGCUGGCACCAAGAAGGCAACAUCUGGCAAAAGCAACAACUUUGAGCGGCUGAUUACAACCUUGCAGAAUGCCUUGCCUGACAUCAGUCGGGACGGGGUGAUCAAACUGAUCAAGGAAGUGCGUACUCAUAAUGGAGGCCUGCAGGGACUCACCUUACAAAAUAUCAUUGAAAUGGCUGUGGAGUUGAGCAAGCAAUCGGCUUCCAACCAAGCUUUGAAUUAUGCCAGUGCCAUCCAGAACAAGACGCCCACAAAAAUAGAACAGAAGGAAUCCAACUCACUUCAAAGCCUUGGCAAACUUCCAUCGAAAAAAGAAACCAAACCAGACACUGCGGAACCUUUCGUCCCUGCUCAGGCUCCACCCAAGCAUCUAGCUGCCGCCCCAAACUCUCAUCAUGAUGAUGAUGAUGAUCUUGAUAACAUGUGCGUCAUUUGUCACGAUUCCCUCAAGACAUACAGCACCAAGACUCUCGACUGCGGCCAUACCUAUCAUGAUAUGUGUAUCAAGAAGUGGGUCUACAGCGUUGAGAGAACUUGUCCAACUUGUCGCUCACAUGCAUUAUUCCCCGAGGAGUUCCCAAAGCUAGCUUAAUAGGAAUCAACCUGGGACCACUGUGGUGACAGGCGCUAAUGUUUCCAUUAUGCCAUUCCAACGGCCCAAUUAUGAUUAUGAAGGAAUGAUUGAGCGGAGUAUUCUUUUUGACAGUUUUUAUGCAUACUUCUUAAAAUAAACGUGUGUAGUCAUGAUAAAAUUUCUCAGUAUUAAAACUUUAUGUUUUUUAGUAUUAGUUAUUGCUGAUAUCAAUUAUGAUUCGCUGCCGAUUAUAUGAACUGAAGGUCAUAAUGCUGUUAUUUUGUAUUGAAACUUAAGACUUAUUUUUUGGAGGCAACAGAAAUUGCGCCAUUAAACAAAAAAAGAUGGCAUCUGUAUACUUUUAUUUGAACGACACGUAGCUGUGUUUUUCGACACUUUCAAUAUUCAUUUUUGUCUUAAUCCUUGCCAGAUUUUGUACCUGUACAUAAACUUGUAAUUAGUUAACUUUGAUAUAUUGAACAGAUGUCAUACU